Aegilops tauschii subsp. strangulata is the source of this 819-nucleotide messenger RNA. The record is from RefSeq and is a predicted model, not a curated record. Lineage: Eukaryota; Viridiplantae; Streptophyta; Magnoliopsida; Poales; Poaceae.
AUGCAUCAAGCCAUACAAGGAUGUAAUGGAGCAAGAACUUGGGAGGAAUUCAAGAAGACUCUGUUGAGAUCACGUCUCAUCCAGAAGCGCUGUGACCUGAUGAAGAAAUCUUGUGCCUGCAAGAUUUGCGGAGAAAUAGGGCACACCCAUGAAGAACACAAGGAUGGAAGCCCUCAUUGUGAGAAGAAUCACCCAGCCGAAGAAUGCCCCACUAGGCAGGUGACUUGUUUCUUGUGUCAAGGGACUACGCACUACCCUGCUCAGUGUCAUAUUUACCCGAAGGUACGAGAGAUUACCAAGCAGCAGAAACAAGCCGUGAAAGAAACCCUCAAGGAAAAUUCAGAAGAACCUGCGAUGAAGGAAGUUAUUCAAGACCCUGAUGGUGAUGGCCUAAACAGAUUUUUCGCCCAAGCCUACUAUUCAUGUGGAGAAGAAGGACAUUUUUCAGAGUAUUGCACAAAGGAAAGCCGAGAGUAUCUCGAAGACUUCCCGGCAGCAGAAGUGAAGUUUGACCCUCGAGAAAUAGAAGCUCCGAUCAUUAUGGAGAUAUCCAGGAAGAGAAAACGAAGGCACCCCCAGAACAACCCAAUUUCUGCAGAAAAAGACCUGGGUUCUAUCCCCUCUUUCAAGUGCAAGACCUUAUGUCACUAUGCCAAUAUGUGUCCGGAGAAGAAGCCAGAGAAGGAACCAAGAACCCAAAAAGCAGACACCAUCCCCAAGAAGCCCAAGGACUUAUCGGAAGUCAUCUGUUUUCGCUGCAAGGAAGCCGAACAUUAUGCUGAUGAAUGUCCCUACAACAAGGAAGCUGGAGUUGAGUAG